Chanos chanos (milkfish) is the source of this 948-nucleotide messenger RNA. It is a transcript of the gene pitx1, whose product is annotated as paired-like homeodomain 1. The transcript is spliced from 4 exons. Gene Ontology annotation, molecular function: DNA-binding transcription factor activity, RNA polymerase II-specific; RNA polymerase II cis-regulatory region sequence-specific DNA binding. Lineage: Eukaryota; Metazoa; Chordata; Actinopteri; Gonorynchiformes; Chanidae. Gene Ontology annotation, biological process: regulation of transcription by RNA polymerase II; anatomical structure morphogenesis. The record is from RefSeq and is a predicted model, not a curated record. The coding region runs from base 1 to 948 and encodes 315 amino acids. Gene Ontology annotation, cellular component: nucleus.
AUGGAACCAAAUUUGUCCAAGAAUGUAAUAUCUUGCGGUGAUCCAGGUGCGAUGAAUUUGGACAGAAUCACCGACACUGUGCGACCGCCGUCGACGCGUGACAUGGCCUCUACUUUUCAUUUGCAGAGAACCUCCAACAAUACACGAGAAAUGUUAGACAACUCAAGCAGCGAGUCAUCAGACACUGAAAUAGCAGAAAAAGAGCGAAGUGCUGAACAUAGAAGUGACGAUGGUAAUACAGAUGACUCAAAGAAAAAGAAGCAGAGGCGGCAGCGGACACACUUCACCAGCCAACAGCUUCAGGAGCUCGAGGCCACCUUCCAACGCAAUCGCUAUCCAGACAUGAGCACGAGGGAGGAGAUCGCCGUGUGGACUAACCUUACCGAGGCAAGAGUUCGGGUAUGGUUCAAAAAUCGCAGAGCGAAGUGGAGGAAGCGGGAACGCAAUCAGCAGAUGGACUUGUGUAAAAACAGCUACCUUCCCCAGUUUAGUGGUUUGAUGCAACCUUAUGAUGACAUGUAUUCCGCUUAUACUUACAACAACUGGACGAAUAAAGGACUAGCUCCGGCUCCGCUGUCGACCAAGAAUUUCACAUUUUUCAAUUCAAUGAGUCCCCUUACCUCCCAGUCCAUGUUCUCAGCCCCAAACUCCAUCUCCUCAAUGAGCAUGGCUUCCGGGAUGGGACAUUCGGCCGUUCCUGGUAUGCCGGCAACAGGUUUGAACAAUAUCAGUAAUCUCAACAGCAUUGGUAACUCCACAAUAAAUUCGGCGAUGACCUCUUCCACGUGCCCUUACGGACCACCCGGUUCUCCGUACAGUGUAUACAGGGACACUUGUAAUUCCAGCCUUGCGACCCUGAGACUGAAAUCAAAGCAGCACCCGACGUUUGGAUACAGUAGCUUGCAAAGUCCCAGUACGAGCCUUAACGCAUGUCAGUACAACAGUUGA